UCAUUUAGGACCAGGGGCGGACUGACAACUCAUGGGGGCCCCCCGAGCAAUAGGGGAUCAUGGGGCCCCUGUGUCCUUGCCCAAACUCAAAAAAAGCCUAUGAAAAAGGUACCAGGGGCAUCUCAUGGGGCCCCCUACUGACCCUGGGCCCUCGGGCAGUACCCAAGUUUUUCCUCAUGGUCAGUCCGCCCCUGUUUAGGACUAGUAUAUGUAAUCCCAGUUGGGUCAGAUGAAUCCUCACUUCUUAAAGAUUCCAUCUCUCCACCUUCUCUCCAUUGGAAUGAAUUGAACUUUUUCACAUUAUAAUUUUAUUUUAUUUUAUUAUUAUUUUU
Messenger RNA from Staurois parvus, 332 nucleotides. Lineage: Eukaryota; Metazoa; Chordata; Amphibia; Anura; Ranidae. The record is from the annotation of a GenBank genome assembly.